AUGAAAGUGUUACCAAUAGCUACGCUAUGGUGGAUGUUAUUGAACACUUUUUAUAUUUAUGCAUACCCAGUCUUUGACGAUAUCAUCCUAGAUGUUGGAAGUUGGAAUACACUGACUAUUACGUCAACCGAAUCAUUAUCAUCAUCUCCUUCAACAUCAAAUAAUCUACAUCCAACUAUAUCAUCAUCAUCAACAUUACCAUCAUCAUCUUCAUCAUCAAGUUCAUCUGAUCAGAGCAGUGGAUACCCGAUUUAUGGAGACAAUCAUAUCAUCACCAUUCAGAUGGGCGUUCUUGGUUCUGUGUUUAUCGUCUUGGGACUUUAUUUAGUAACUUUUGGUUUCAGAGGUUUUCGUAUCACUCUUGCUGUUUUUGGUUUUCUUGCCUUCGGUUUUGUUACUUGGGUAGGCAUGACUAAUUAUCAACCAUCAUCAGGUUACAUCAAUGAUAAGGUGACAACUAUUGUAGUUCCUGCAGGACUUGGAUUAUUUGGUGCGAUUCUCUUUUUUAUAUUUUGGAAUAUUGGGUUUUAUCUAAUUGGAGCUGUGGGUGGAUUAGCCUUGGCAUUAUAUAUCUGUUGUUGGCGAGAGGAUCUGGUGAUUCAAUCCUUAGUGGCUAGAGCAUGUUUCCUUGCUGCGAUGACUGUUGGUUUUGCAGGGUUGACUUUUUUCUUGGAGCGCUAUGUGAUCCUCUUCUCUACCAGCUUUUUGGGUGCCUAUCUGUUUUUCGUUGGGGUGGAUGUACUUGCACGCACAGGUUAUGUGGCUGGUAUUCGUACGAUUGUGGAUCAUAAUCCUUUGCACUCGGUCCAAUACGUACUUAGCCGGGAUGUCUAUCUUUUACUCUCCUUUACCAUUGUUUUGUUUUUGAUCUCUUUUGGUUGGCAGGCAUUGAUGAAUCGUGGUCGUUAUUUUGGUAUUCGUUACACGCAUCAUGAAGAUAUCAAAGCUCCUGUAGCUGCCGAAGUAGCAACGGAGGCAACAGAUUCUCAUCCUUCUUCUCAUCAUAAUUCAAGAAAUGGUUCUCCUGUUCAUUCACCCGAUACAGCUGAAAAACAUGAACAAGAUACAGCUGAUCAUCAUAGUCAUCCUGGUUCUCACUGA
Halteromyces radiatus is the source of this 1101-nucleotide messenger RNA. RefSeq lists its product as uncharacterized. Gene Ontology annotation, cellular component: plasma membrane. The record is from RefSeq and is a predicted model, not a curated record. The transcript has 3 exons. Bases 1 to 1101 code for a protein of 366 amino acids. NCBI's taxonomy places the organism in Eukaryota, Fungi, Mucoromycota, Mucoromycetes, Mucorales, Cunninghamellaceae.